Messenger RNA from Schistocerca serialis cubense, 1944 nucleotides. Its product is annotated as probable cytochrome P450 301a1, mitochondrial. Gene Ontology annotation, molecular function: oxidoreductase activity, acting on paired donors, with incorporation or reduction of molecular oxygen; monooxygenase activity; iron ion binding. The coding region runs from base 89 to 1678 and encodes 529 amino acids. Gene Ontology annotation, biological process: cholesterol metabolic process; glucocorticoid biosynthetic process; C21-steroid hormone biosynthetic process. Gene Ontology annotation, cellular component: mitochondrial inner membrane. The transcript is spliced from 12 exons. NCBI's taxonomy places the organism in Eukaryota, Metazoa, Arthropoda, Insecta, Orthoptera, Acrididae. The record is from RefSeq and is a predicted model, not a curated record.
CAGCGACGCAGCCCAGUGACCGGCUAACGUCGGAGCGCCGCGGGAGAUCCUUGCCGCUGCUGUAACUGAGACUGGAUCAACGGCGCCCAUGUUGUCAGCAAGUUCGCGGUGCAGCCGGCAGCUGGCGGUAGUGCUGAGCAGAGGCCGCGCCACUACGGCUGCGGCAGUGAAGGGAACUAUGGCGGAACCGACGGAGGAGUGGCUGAGGGCGAAACCUUUUGAGGAAAUGCCAGGGCCCAAACCACUGCCUAUCAUAGGAAACACCUGGAGAUUCCUGAUGCCUUCAGGAGACUACAAGACGACGGACAUGGCCGAGAUGAUGUUCCAAAUGCACCAGCAGUACGGGGACAUCGCCAAGCUGGUGGGCCUCCCAGGGAGGCCACCGAUGGUCUUCUGCUUCAACGCCAACGACGUAGAGAAGGUGUACCGCAAUGAGGGCCCAAGGCCGGUGCGCGACACGGUGCAGUCCAUCAAAUACUACCGGGGAGUCACCAGGAAGGAUUGGUUUGGUGAUGUCCUGGGCGUCGCUAUCACUCAGGGGGAGCAGUGGUACGAAUUUAGGAAGAGAGUGAACCAGCCCAUGAUGCAACCGCGUUCCACCAAACUGUAUAUCCCGUCCAUCAACCAGGUCGCCCAGGACUUCACCGACAGAAUGCUCGCUAUCAGGGACGAGAAUAUGAAGAUGCCUGCAGACUUCGUGAAUGAACUGAACAAGUGGGCAUUAGAAUCCAUUUCCCUGGUGGCCCUGGACACGCGCCUCGGCUGCCUGGAUGGCAACCUGGCCCCAGAUUCAGAACCUCAGCGGAUGAUCGAGGCGGCGCACACCGCGUUCGACUGCAUGCACAAACUGGACGUGAGGCCCUCGCCCUGGAAGUACAUCAGCACGCCCGCCUGGAGACGCAUGGUCAAGGCGCAGGACUACUUCUAUCAGGUGGCGAUGCGACAUAUCAACGAGGCGAUGGACAGAAUAAAAAAGCGGGGAGCAGCAGACUUGUCAGCUGGAGAACUCAGCGUGCUGGAGAAGCUGCUGGUGUCCAACGACGACCCGCGCGUCGCCAUCGUGAUGGCGCUGGACAUGAUGUUCGCCGGCAUCGACACGACGGCGACCUCCGUUGCCACGGCGCUGUACUUCCUGAGCAAAGACCAAAGGGUCCAGGAGAAGCUGUACCAGGAGCUGAGGGCGCAGCUGCCGGACGCAGCCUCUCAGCCGUUCACUGCGGACGCGUUGGAGGCCUGCAAGUAUCUCAAGGCCUGCGUCAAGGAGUCCAUGAGACUACAUCCGGUGGCGGUGGGGGGCGGCCGAAAGGUCGUGGUGGACAACCUGGUGCUCAGCAACUACCGUAUUCCUCGAGGGGUGGAUAUGGUGCUGGCCAACAUAGUGCUCACCAACUCGAAUGAACACUUCUCACGAGCCUCCGAGUUCAUUCCUGAGCGAUGGCUCAAGGACGUACACUCUGCCCAGACAGCGCACCCCUUCGCCUUCAUGCCCUUCGGCUUCGGCCCCAGGAUGUGCAUCGGCCGCAGAUUCGCUGAGCUCGAGAUCUACACCUUGCUGGCCAGGGUUGUGCGCCGGUUUCAGCUGCACUUUGAUGGCGAGAUGCGAUGGAGGACUACGGUGCUGCAUGCACCAGUGACACCACUCACCCUCAAGGUCACCGUGAGGGAGCAGGAGGCGUGACACCACACCCCUAGCUACUGCUCUGACAUCACAAUGAAAAGCAGCUACUGUGCAGCUGGACCAGUAUUGGAAUCUUACACAACCCAGUAGUGAUUGGCAUUGGUGCUUUGCAACAGUAUUCAUUGUUUUCAAUUCCCAUUUUUUGCCAGUUUUUCAAAACUUGAUGUGAGUCCCAAAAUCAGGAAAUUAAGCACAUUCAUUUCAUUUUAUUGUAUAUUACAAUACUUUAACCUUAUUUUUUAGCCAGUAUGAUGGAGUGUUUUUUU